AUGCCUUGCGGCGCCGCAUCGCGCUGGCGCGCGCGGCCUACGGCCGCGAGGUGCGUUUUGUUUACGGCCGGCGGAUCAGAUUUCCUUGGAAUUCUUCUACAUCUUCGUGGUACAUUCUGCCUUUCGGCCGCCUACAACGAGGCUCUCGUUUUAAUGGACGAUCCUUUCGCUGGCUUCAGCAACGAGGAGGUGGAUGAACUCUUCGAGGCUGGAGCUCCAGAUAUCUUCUCGAGUCGUCUCUUCGCUGCUCGAAGCCUCGUGGUCACCUUCGGCGGCAGCGCGCCGCAGCGCGCCCUGCGCCGCGGACGCCAAGGACGACCGCGCUUCCUGGUGAUGGAAGCUGGCAACUUACAGGCGCUGGAACCGGUGGAAGCGCCGAUGACGGGGCCCGAGACGCAGCUUCCAGCGUUGCACUCAACGGCAACGUCGGGCGCUGUGGAGCUCCAGCAGGGCCAGAGGUUGGCGGCGGCGAGCCCCAGUUGGUUGCUGGUCUUAUGCUUGGACCAGUUCUUCCAGAUCCUUCUGGACUGGUGGGUCAUUUCUUUGGCCUUGACAUCGUUGACACCGUUGACGCCGUUGACGCUGCAUCUGACCGGAGCAUUUUUCGUGGCCGCAGUGGCAGCUGGGCUGGAGGUGCACCUUUCCCUCAAGCUUCUGGUGGUUCAUUUGGGCGCCCGUUCCUACACGGAAGCCGCCGCCAAAAUGGCGUUCGAUAUCGACACGACGACGGUUCCUACGGUCACGGCGCAAGCCGAACGAGAGAUGGACCUGCAGUUGCCAGGACAGCUAUGGGGACUGUUGGCCGGGUCAUGUGCUUUUUUCGGCCUACUGGGUCUCAGUCAGCUGCAACUGUCGCAGAGUUUAGCGUCGCCCUGGCAGCUGAGUUUGGUGCCCAUCUAUGUUUUGGCACUGAAGGCCCUGGCAGCCGGUGGUGGAUCUGGUAGAUCUGCGCCGUUGCCGCCGUUGCUGGACACGCUGCGAAGGGAGCUGCAGAUGGGCGUGGCCACGCAGGCGAGGCAAUGA
Messenger RNA from Cladocopium goreaui, 1023 nucleotides. The record is from the annotation of a GenBank genome assembly. Lineage: Eukaryota; Dinophyceae; Suessiales; Symbiodiniaceae.